Messenger RNA from Hyposmocoma kahamanoa, 811 nucleotides. Its product is annotated as circadian clock-controlled protein-like. NCBI's taxonomy places the organism in Eukaryota, Metazoa, Arthropoda, Insecta, Lepidoptera, Cosmopterigidae. The transcript has 5 exons. The record is from RefSeq and is a predicted model, not a curated record. Bases 47 to 769 code for a protein of 240 amino acids.
GACAGUAGCUCUUGCACUCCAUAAGGGCACAGUGUAACUCAAUAAAAUGAAAGUGUUAAUAAAAUUUAUACAUUUUACCAUCUUUUUGGUCGGUCUGGGCAGUGCCUCGGUUUUGCCAGUAGAAAAAUGCAAGCUCGAAGACUCAACAUGCCUGCAAAAGGCAUUUCAAGAAGCUCUCCCGCUGUUCUGCGACGGUCUUCCGGAUCUCGACAUCGAAGUUCUCGAUCCCAUGCACAUUGACGAUCUGGCCUUUGAUGUUUCUGGUUUACAAUUUAGUAUGAAAGAUGGCCAGUUGAAAGGAUUAAAAGGGGCUGUCUUUGAAAAAAUCAAAUGGGACCUCAAGAAGAAGCGGAUCGAAGUAGACUACCACCUGAACGGUGCUGUCAGGGGCCAUUACACUGCGGGAGGCAGAGUUCUCAUUCUGCCCAUUACUGGCGAUGGCCAAAUGAAAUUGAGACUGAAAAACGUCGCUAUCCAGAUGUACAUUGACUACAAGAUGGACAAAGACGCAGAAGGCAAGAAUCACGUGUUACCAACGAAAUACGACUUUACGUUUGAAGUUAAAGAUGGCGCUCAUUUCAACAUGUCUAAUCUGUUUAAUGGGAACAAAGAUCUCAGUGACGCAAUGCAUUCAUUUUUAAAUGACAAUUGGAAGCAAGUCUCACAGGAAUUUGGAAGACCGAUGAUUGACGGUGCUGCCAAGAUACUUUACAAAAACGUGAAAAUAUUCUUCAAAAACAUACCCUUAGAAGACAUCGCUGAUGUUUAAGUUAGUCUUUUAUGAAACUUACUUAUGGAACUUUGAAUAAAC